GAGUGUAUAUCCCCGUGUGAGUUCAGGAUGGGUUUAACAGCAGGAGAGUGGGUUUUGCAGUGGCUGUCGCGCGCAGUCUGGAGUUUUCUCUACGCGCUGUUUGUUCUGGUGUCGCCGCGACGCAGAGCCGAGAGAGUGUCUCCGCUCACCGACCCGCUGCUGCUCAUCCCCGCCACACAGCUGGCAAAGAAAAUCCGCCGCAGACAGGUGACGAGUGUAGAGGUGGUUCAGGCCUACAUCGACAGGAUCCAGCAAGUGAACCCACUCCUGAAUGCUGUAGUUAAGGACAGGUUUUCGGCAGCUUUGGCAGAAGCAGCUAAUGUGGACAGACUGAUAGAGGAGGAGACCGGCGGAGAGGAGGCUCUGGCAGAUCGACUUCCUCUACUGGGAGUCCCUUUAUCUGUCAAAGAGUCUUUUUUCUUACAGGGUAUGCCAUGCUCCACAGGACUAAUAUCUCGGGCUGACUUUGUUGCCAGUACUGACGCCCCUGCUGUGGCUCUGCUUAAGAGAGCUGGAGCCAUUCCUCUAGGAGUGACCAACACCAGCGAGCUGUGCAUGUGGCUGGAGUCUAACAAUCACCUGUACGGCAUCACCAACAACCCGUACGACACGACCAGGACAUGUGGCGGAAGUUCAGGUGGAGAGGGCAGUAUUCUGGGCAGCGGGGGCUCGGUGAUUGGUAUUGGUUCAGAUAUUGGAGGCAGCAUUCGCAUGCCCUGUUUCUUUAAUGGUAUAUUUGGACACAAAGGGACUCCAGGAAUUGUCAGUAAUGACGGUCAGCUCCCUCCUAGCUCAGGGCUUCAUGAGGAGUUUCUGAGUACAGGUCCAAUGUGUCGCUAUGCAGAGGACUUGCUGCCGAUGCUGAAGAUCAUGUCUGGAGCAAAUGCAGACAAACUCUCACUGUCCUCGGAGGUGGACCUGAAGAAGCUGCGUUUCUUCACAGUAGUAGAUGAUGACAAACCUCUGUGGACGUCCCCUGUGGACAAACAGCUAGUUGAAGCACAGAGAAAGGUCAUUCAGCGACUAGAGGCAGAUUUGGGAGUCAAAGUUAAGGAAAUUAGCUUUCCACAGCUGAAAUACGCAUCCCAGAUCUGGCUAUCCUGCAUGGCUUUGCCGGAUAAGGAUGGCAAGCCUCCGCAUUCUUUUGCGAAACUGAUGGCAGAUGGAGGCUCACCUGUUUGGCCAGUGUGGGAACUGAUAAAGCGGAUUUUUGGAAAAUCUAACCAUACACUACCUUCCAUCGGUCUGGCGCUAAUGGAAGGCAAACCAUCACCAUUCUACCUCAAACAGAAGGAGGCACUGCAGCAUGACAUGGACAAGGUGUUGGGGACAGAUGGUGUGCUGCUGUACCCCCCUCAUCCUCUCCUGGCCCCUAAACACCAUCAUCCAAUAUUCACAAUGUAUAACUUCAUUUACACAGGGAUCUUCAAUGUGUUGGGCCUACCUGUUACCCAGUGUCCUUUGGGGCUGAGUGAGGAGGGUUUGCCCCUCGGUGUGCAGGUAGUGGGAGGAAAGCUGCAGGAUCAUCUAACACUUGCUGUGGCUCUGUAUCUGGAGAAAACUUUUGGAGGCUGGAGAAACCCAAAAACCACCUGAGAAACUGGACCAUGUGGAGCUAGUGGAUUUAUACUUCUUUAUUAGAAAUAAUAAAAAUGUAUUACAAGUUUAA
Molecule: messenger RNA, 1669 nt
Organism: Clarias gariepinus (North African catfish)
Lineage: Eukaryota; Metazoa; Chordata; Actinopteri; Siluriformes; Clariidae
Gene: faah2b
Product: fatty acid amide hydrolase 2b
Exons: 11
Coding region: 28-1596 (522 amino acids)
Source: RefSeq, a predicted model, not a curated record